Molecule: messenger RNA, 2435 nt
Organism: Lepisosteus oculatus (spotted gar)
Lineage: Eukaryota; Metazoa; Chordata; Actinopteri; Semionotiformes; Lepisosteidae
Gene: shox2
Product: shox homeobox 2
Biological process (GO): regulation of transcription by RNA polymerase II
Cellular component (GO): nucleus
Molecular function (GO): sequence-specific double-stranded DNA binding; DNA-binding transcription factor activity, RNA polymerase II-specific
Source: RefSeq, a predicted model, not a curated record
UCUUGUCAAUCCCGGAUUAAUGGCCAAUAGCAACGUCGUAAGACGGAUCGGAAACCUGAAGGGUUGAUAAUAUUUUUUUUCUUUUUUUUUUCCUUGACAGUGUGCAGAGAAAGAAGGGGCUCAUCCCUAUUUCCUAAGGGGAGGUAAUUUGCACAGAUCAAGGGGCAGGCAUUGCAAAGUAUAAAUAGUGUGACUUCAAUAGCAUAUCACCAGCAGGUCUGAACUCCGCAGCAAGAAGAAUUGUCCAAGAUCUGUGCAUUUAACUCGAGAUCUAGAGUUGGCAAAACAUCAUCUUGUAUUUAGGUCGACAAAAAGACUACUCUUGAUGUGUUAUUGCAGGCUGUUGUGGAACUGAAAAAAAAAGGCGAGAAGGGAAGAUUCUGAGUAGUGAUGGAAGAACUUACCGCCUUCGUGUCCAAGUCUUUUGAUCAGAAAGUGAAAGAGAAGAAGGAGGUGAUCACAUACAGGGAGGUUCUGGAAACUGGACCAGCGAGAGGGAGGGAGCCGAUCUCCACUGAACCAAGUCGGGAGGAGGUGAGCGCACUCGCCCGGGGAGGCGCGCGAUCUCCAGGCAGGGAGACGGACAUGCUUGGGCCGGAGCGAACGAGGGAUACGGGCAGCCCUAAACUAAUUGAUGGUAACACUGAUAUGAAAGAAAGGAAAGAAGAUUCAAAGCCAAUGGAAGACGAAACGCAGACUAAAAUCAAGCAGCGCAGAAGUCGGACUAACUUUACCCUGGAACAAUUGAACGAGCUGGAGAGACUUUUUGAUGAAACUCAUUAUCCUGACGCUUUCAUGAGGGAAGAACUUAGCCAGAGACUUGGUCUUUCUGAAGCACGAGUACAAGUUUGGUUUCAGAACAGGAGAGCUAAAUGCAGAAAACAGGAGAAUCAGCUACAUAAAGGAGUUCUUAUCGGAGCGGCCAGUCAGUUUGAGGCCUGCCGUGUAGCGCCAUAUGUCAACGUGGGAGCUCUGAGGAUGCCAUUCCAACAGGAUAGUCAUUGCAACGUGCCGCCCUUGUCCUUUCAGGUCCAGGCCCAACUCCAGCUGGACAGCGCUGUGGCCCACGCUCAUCAUCACCUGCACUCUCACCUGGCCGCACACGCACCCUACAUGAUGUUCCCCGCUCCGCCAUUUGGGUUGCCAUUGGCCACGCUGGCGGCGGAGUCGGCUUCAGCCGCCUCAGUCGUGGCCGCAGCCGCAGCCGCGAAGAGCACCAACAAGAACUCCAGCAUCGCGGAUCUGAGACUCAAGGCCAAAAAACACGCGGCCGCGCUGGGACUGUGACUAGGGGACAGCGCGUUUGAAAGACCGCGAGUGACGGACAGCCCGCCGCAGCCACGCCGGCUUUUCAUGAACUGAGAGAAAAAAAACAUUAUUUAUGAGUUUUUAAAUGAAGGAGGAAAAAAAAAUGGAGAACUAUAAAUAUAGACUAUUUAUAAACAAAAAAACUGUGAAUGCUAACCGAACUGUGGAACGAGAUCAAAAAAAAAAAAGAAUUGUUAUAUUUAUACAACUUGCGAAGCCAACUUGGGAACAGAAUUAACAAGAAAAGUGAAAGAAAUGUCUAUAAAAGGAAGAUUAUACUGAGUAUAGAGGAAAACGCAGCUGGGACGUUCGGGGUUUUGUUUGACAAAGCCAACAAUUCUGCGCAGUUUUUCUUUCUAAAGUUAUUAUUUCCUAUCGAAACAGAGGCUGGCCUCCUUAUACUUCAAACAGACACCAGAGCGUCCCUCCACAAAGGGACAAACUCUGGGCAUUUUUGAACAAAAAGACAAUGUGGGAGAUUUUUUUUUCUUCUUCUCCACAUCAGAACUGCAGAACAGUAUUUGCAUGUAUUUUCUCUUCAUGGAUGACGUUACUUGAGUCAGUUGCGUUUCAUAUUCAUUUUUGUGGACUGCAGUCAUUCAGAGGAGUCAAAGAAGCAAAACAGUCAAUCAGAUCGUGUUGGGGUGGGGCGGGGGUGAGGUGUUUUCAUUCGACUACAUGAUGAUUCACUGUAUAACUACUUAUCUAAAAUUCAAAUCAAAUUCGGUUGUAGGAUGUAAGGUGUCCAUAUUUGCAGAUAAUAGUGCCGAUUAAAGUUCGCAUUUCAAAAAUGCUGAAGGCUUUGGGAAAAAAUAUAUAGAUAAUAAGGUACGGGCACAUGUAAAAUAUGUUGAUACACAAGAAACAAAAUUUAUUUUGGUUAUAGUGUGAUUUAAUAUAACAUUGUCAGAAUCCUAAUCUUUUUUCGGUGCGCUUAUUCAUGUACAUUUUCCCCUAUUGUAAUGUUGGUGUUUUUUAUUGCGUAGCUGUUAAAAAAAAGGGGACCUUAUAGGUGCAGAUUUAUUCAAGCCUGAUAUGGCUGUAAAUUUACAUCAUUUUUUUAUGUGAAACGUGAAUACGCCAAAAGACAAUGCUUUCAGUUCUUAAAAUAAAUUAACUUGACUUUG